Molecule: messenger RNA, 1383 nt
Organism: Didymodactylos carnosus
Lineage: Eukaryota; Metazoa; Rotifera; Eurotatoria; Philodinida; Philodinidae
Source: the annotation of a GenBank genome assembly
AUGUUGAAUUGUCCGAAUACAUCGGAACAAUCAAUUUUAGAGCCAAAUCUUUCAUUCAUUGCAUCGAAUGAAACUGUUCAUACUACAUUAUCACCGCCACUUAUCGGCACAUCAAACACAACAUUCGUUCCAAAUAACUCUGGUGUAAUGACAAAUCAAACGGCUGAACAUAAUAAGAUGUCACCACCGACUUCUCGUCCUGGUUAUAAUACAACAACUGCUGAUCGUAAACUUCGUCCGAAUAGUUUAGAUAUUCGGCAACGACAAACAGGGCUACCUCAUCCGAUGUUAACAUCAGACGAUUAUAAUAAAUUAAUACUAUCUACACCUGAAUUAGAUGAAAAGUUACGCGGUUAUACAAAUAUUGUUACAAGUACAUCAACGCCAACCAUUCAGUUACAAACACCUGAUGUAAUUAAUUCCAUUACAAAUGUCUUUUCUCAGCAGCAACGGCAGCAAAUUUCGCAACAGCAGUUUAUGACUGAUGGUACUCCAAGUCCCAGUUAUAAGCUAUUAGAAGAGCUGAUGAAUUCACAACAAUCUACUACUAAUAAUCAGGGUAACUCUACUCCUGAUAUAUUAACAGCAAUUCAACAACUGUCAUCUCAGCAACCGUUAAUAAUAGUUCCACCUGACAAUCAUAUAACAAUAACCCCACAAUUUCUUCAACAAUUACAAAAUACAUUCACUAAUAAUCCGGAGACAGCAAUGACAAUAGCAAAUAACGAACAUUUACAAGCGUUAGUUUAUGCACUCCAAAAAGCUGCAUCAACGCCGAACAGUUCUAUAACACCGAAUAUGGAAAUUAAUAAUCAUGUAUUUACAACAGACAAUAAUACAAAUACUAGUAAUAGUGUUCGUAAUGUAUCUAUUUCACAAAAUCGAUCUCACUCACCACAAAUGGAUACGUCUGCCAAUGAUUCAUCCACCUCUAGCUCUUUGUCUCCAUUAACGCACUCGUCAUCUUCAACAUUGCAUACAAACAAUAUACAAUUGGGUAAAAUCAAAGAUGAACCACAACACGUGCCAUCAGGUUCCUCGUCACUAAUAACGACAACAACAACAAUGUCAAAUACAAUACCGGGAAUCGAAAGGAUAAAUAUGGAACAAAAUGAAGUUGUUAAACGAGAAAAAAAACGGGAAAGAAACCGUCAGGCUGCUCAAAAAUGUCGUACAAGAAAAUUAACCCGUAUUGCUGAACUUCAAAAGCGUGUUAAUGAAUUACAAGGUAAUAAUAAACAUUUGAAUGAUACUGCCGAACAAUUACGGCACGAAAUAUCCAAAUUAGAGAGACAAUUACAUGAUCAUCAAACGUCUGGUUGCAAUUUAACAUACACAACAUCAACGUCUGCUCCAAUAUCAAACUACAAUUAUUCAAGAUAA